Ostreobium quekettii is the source of this 1857-nucleotide messenger RNA. Lineage: Eukaryota; Viridiplantae; Chlorophyta; Ulvophyceae; Bryopsidales; Ostreobiaceae. The record is from the annotation of a GenBank genome assembly.
AUGCUCAGCCGGGCCGCGGCUUUGGCGCUUUGCGCCCUGCUGGUUUGCCUGGCCGCCCGGGCACCACCUGCCCGCGCCCAGAAGGGCAAGGGCAAGGACGAGGCCUACGUGGCGCCCGUGUUCAAGGACGACCCCCAUGUCGGCAAGCUUUCCAAGGGCAAGCCCGUCGACGGCACGCUCGCCCUGGGCCAGCUCCAGCUGCUGGGCUUCUCCGUGCCCAAGAGGGACGGCCUGGGCUUCCCGGACAUCCUGCUGAGCCUGGAGGCCAGCGCGGGCGGCGACGCCGACGUGUACUGCCUCCCCCUGGUGGUCACGCCCGACAACCGCUUCGCGGUGCCCAACCGCGCCAACGCGGUCUGGCGGUCCGUGCACACCGUGGGCACGGACUACCUCUUCGUGUCCCGCAACCACAGCCAGAUCCUGGAUGGCGUGACCAAGGUGACGGAGGGAGGGAACGUGACCGAGGUCACGAGCUUCGUGUGCUCCGUGGUGGGGCUGUCAACGCUGCCCGUGGACUUCAGGGUGGAGCUGGAUGUGGACUACGAGUCCAGGGCGCUGGUGCCGGCGGAGACGGCGGCGGUGGAGGCGAUCAUGGCCAAGUGCUGCAGCGGGGAGAGGGGCUGCAGCGGCUGGCAGCACGCAGAGCGCAGCCUGGCGGGGUCGAACACCACGGACGCGGAGCUGCCGGUGGACCUGUGUCACGUGCAUGGAAACGUGUGCGACGGGGCCGGGCGCCUGAAGCGGCUGCACAUGGUGGCGUACGGCCUGGAGUGCGAGUUCCCGGCGGAGGAGAUGGCGGCGUUCACCAGGCUGGAGAAGCUGUCCGCGGGCGGCAACCGAUUCACGGGGGACAUUGGGAAGAUCGCCGAGCAGCUCGUGGGUUUGAAGAAGCUGGAAGAACUGAGCAUUGCUGUCAGUGCCAUCAAUGGAACAAUCGAUGACGAAAACAUUUGCAGACUUGCACAGAACAAUCUGCAGCUUUUGAACUUGGAGUUCAACAGGAUCACGGGACAAUUGCCAGCCUGCCUGUUCAAUGAGUCCAGCAAGCUCAGUGAGCUCCACCUGGACUCCAACCCCCUGUCCUCAACGAUACCUGAUGUGUUUCCACAGGACUCUAAUAUGCAGCAUCUGAGUUUGGUGGGCACCCAGCUCUCUGGAGGUCUCCCAGAUUCUAUGAAGCAGCUCACCCAGCUCCGAACCCUUGACCUUGGCUUCAACAAUCUGACUGGCGAAAUUCCUGAAGAGAUUGGGACAUCUGAAAGUCUUGUCAGCGUGAGAAUGGAAUCCAACAAGCUGGUGGGGAAAGUGCCAUCAUCCUUUGCCAAGUCGACCAGUCUCAUUGUGCUGACAUUGAACAACAAUUCAUUCACUGAGCUUCCUCAGGAGUGGACAGAAGGAGCACCCAAGGGCAAUAGGAUGAUUGAGGUGACUGUUCGGAACAACAAAUUGAAAGGAACGUUUCCGACCGCUCUUGCCUCGCAACCUAGUCUGGCCAUCCUGGAUCUGAGUGGCAAUAUGCUGGAUGGACGGUUGGCAGGGGGUGAAGGCCUGUUUAGCCGGACGUGGCUCAUCAACCUCAGUGGCAACAAAUUCUCUGGAUCGAUCCCUGAGAGCUGGGACAACGCCGGUUUGUUCAACGAGUCAGUCUUGAAUGGGCUGAGGAGCUUUCCUGUGUUGGAUUUGAGUGACAAUGAAUUGUCUGGGAAUGUGCCUGACUACAUGCUGAACGUCACAGAAUUGCCAUUUCAGAUUAUUGCUGCUCAGGCGAUCUCCCUUGGGGGAAACGACCUCGAGUGCCCCGAGGGGGACCCAGAGCAGUACCAGCAUAUCAAGGGACUCGUAGAGCAAUGUGCUUAG